GAUCUUUUUGAUCGCCUUUCUAAGCAUUACAGCGGAGCCUGUAUGCUGGUCAAGGCAACACCCUCUGCUAGAGACAAACUUUAUACCUGUGGUUAUAAAUCAUUUGUAGAUAUAAUAAAUAAGCUGUAUGAAAAGCGAAGCACAAGGAAUGCCAUUAAAAAGUUGGAAUACGAGGACGAAAAUGAGAUUCUAAGUCUUCUGGAUGCAGACAUUGACACAUCCCUCCUGAAUGCAGUCGAAAGUAACAUACCAAACUUUGACAUUAAAGAUUUAGAGUUUGUUGGAUAUCCUUUGUGGUUUACAGAAUGGGCGGUAACGCUGGCAAAGAUACUUCGUUCAACGCGCCAUAAGACCUUAGGUAUUCCAUUGGAUGCAAAAGGUUUAAUGGUAUGUUGUACAUCAAAUGACGAUGCUAAAACGGUUAUGGAUAUGCUAGGAGAGCUAGAAUCAAAUAAAACAUACUCAGUUGUCAUUAUUGGGGAAGGGAACUUCGCACAACUUACAGAAUCCUUAACGUUGGUUUAUAAAGAACAAAUAUUUGUCCAUGUUUUAAAUGAUUUAAACGAAAAAUUAGCAAGUGAACCAGAUUGCCAAAAAUUUGCGGCAUUUUUUAUGAACGUCGAAGAGCAUUACAUCUCCAAAUCACUGGUGCCAUUGACCACGGAACAUAAACAAGAUGUAGCUUCUCUGUGCCUCAAGCUUGCUAAAUCUAAAUCGCAUGAACCUGAUUAUGAAACUAUGAAAUCUAUAUUUAUUGCGAUGCAGGAAGAGACGCUUUCUGGUACAUCGGUUGGUUAUGUAGACCUUGUAUCGCGAGGUUGUGACCAUGAAUUGCAAGGUAUUGCGUAUGUGUAUAGCGCCAUAUCGAAUCGAAAGAUGCUAAACAAAAUGGUUCUGUCGGAUAACGAUAAUGUAGAAUAUGAUGGAGAGGCUGUAACUUCAUCCAACGAUGCGGCUAUUGUUGACCUGGAUAAAGCCAUAUCGAUAUUUUUGAAAUACAACUCAAAAACAGAUGCUUUAUUAGCAGCCAUUUUAGCAGCUACAAUAGGUGGUACGGCAGAAGCCACCAAGAUGGCCUCCAUAAGUGCAACCAUGGAGCUAAAUAGCAAGGCUGACUUUGUUAGAAUGGCGUUGUCAUUGGAAUCAUCAACUUUCUUUACAACGAAACAUAGAAAACGCAACUUCAAUUUAGUGAUGGCAGGUAAUCUAUAUUCGAAAGCCGGAAUUGUUAAUCUUACCAAAAGAUGCUACAUGUUGGCUGUUCCCAUGUUCAAUAACAAAGGUUGGAAUAUCGCAUCGGAUUAUCUGUAUGGUACGCUGAGUCGUUACAACCCUUUGUACUGUAUAGAUGCUCUUAAUGAGUUGGCAAAUCAAUAUGAAACACUUUUAUGUAAUGGGCAACUGAAUAGUAAUGAUGCCCAUUCCCUUAAAUCAUCGUGGUAUAUUAGCGACCGUGAAAUGGCCCAUCUAAGAAGACUUAUGAAAUUAUCCGUUAUAGACCCCGAAUUAAGAUGUUCCAAAAUAGAAACGCCCACAGUUAUAUCGCCUGCAUACAAAUAUAAUCCCGGAUUGGUCUACGACAAAGCGGAUAUCCCAAAGUUAAACGGUGAUAUACCGUAUCUCGUACGUGUUCCGUUUAUAUUUUUACGAAACAAAGGGGGUGUACAUGGGCGUAAUUGUGGUCUCUUAUCAACCAGGCAAUUUUAUGCCUCAUCAAACCCCAAUGAAGACUCUGUAUGCAGUGCAGUAGAUGACUUUGAACUGCAGGAAUCCACCAUGAAACAAAAUGUGAAAACAAUGUCUGAAAAUGAUGCAACGUGGAAACGAUGUUAUGAUUUUAUUAGUGAUUAUGGAAAUAUAUCAUAUAAAGUUGAUUCAGAUUCAGGUUAUUUUCUUCCCAAGGAAUCCCCCAUGCAUACCGUGAAAUAUACCAUAAACGAACCCAGCAUUAUAAAGCUCGAAUUAAUUAAUCCACUCAACAUUGGUAUUCAUUGUGAUGAUUUCCACCUUCUUAUAAAGGGUAAGGAUUCAAGUUGGUGGGAAACCGCUUCUAUGGCUGAUACAACUGCUUCUGAUACAUCAAAUGCAAACCCUAAGGACAACUUCGUCUAUUUAUCCGAAGGUGACAGGCGCACAGUAUAUCUUAAGUUCUGUGUUUCACAACCAGGAACAUACAAGGUGUGUGGAUUUGCAUGGAAAUUAUUUGGUUGCGUUACAUGCUGGGUACCGUUGUAUCUGUGUGGUUCACGAAAAACAAGGGGUGCGCCACUGGCUGUGGAAUCUCAUCAGACACUUGACGAAUAUGCCGAAAACAGAAAAAUUGAUAAUGGUUUAUCUUUUACAGUUACAGACACCCAUCCAGAAAUUGCAAUUGUUUUGUCGAAGGUGGCCAAAAUUCCACCAGAUGCUAUCCCACUUAACAUGGAUUGUAGAUACUUUUCAGAUGUUAAUGAUUAUCUAGGCGUAUCGGAUACUGAUGCUAAGUAUGAAACUGAUGAAGGUGGGAAUCUGUCUAAAUGUGAGGCCAUAGCCGGCGAAUAUGUUAUAACCAAGUUGACCAUCAAAAACAUAGGUACAGCGACUAUAGAUGCUAUAUCUCUGUCUAUGAAAACAAGUGGCAGGUGUAUUGUAAGUAGUUAUCCAUUUGCUUACCAUCCACAUGGGACCAAUAUUAACGUUAUGUGGGAAGAUCCAGCUAAAUGCAAUUUGGGAUCAAUAAGUGGCAACAAAUCAUACCAAGUCACGCUGAAGAACGAUGUGGAUGGGUUAAUAUCAGCUAAUGGUACCAUUACCAUUCUUAUACUCAUGGUCCCACGGGUGGCUGAUGCCCCAAGUGUCAUAUGUAUGCAAGGUAGAGUACGCACAUCAUCUAAAUGCUAUAACGUUGAUGGGAAUAUUUCUUUCUGGAGAUUCUAUACCGUGGACAAUGGAUUGGAUGUCAGUUAUGAAUAUGAUCACAGCUUAGAGAAAAUGGUAAAAUGCAGUAUCGUUAACAAUUCCAAAGCAGACAUCAAAUCGCUUUGUUUAUAUGGCGUUGAUAAAAAUCCGAUCAAAACGCAUAUAGAAACCCAACAAUAUUCGAAUGAACAAAGUGUCGUAGAUUCCAAACGUAAUUCGAUCUUACUGGUAUCGCCUUUUAACCCAGAGGAUCCAUCGGUUACCCUAAAGUGGAAAUGUGGUGAGGCAGUUGGUCUGCAGACAGAUAAUAUUUUUGUUGAUUCAAAGGCACAUGUAUUGGUAAAGAUCACAUCAGAUGUAUCCAUGUUACGUUAUGAAGGAGCUCCAAUUCUUGUCCACAUCAAGGUCAUACUGGAAAACCCUACUGAUGAAGUCAUACCGUACCUAAAGGUAAAGGCUACAAAAGAUAAAGCCGCAGCUAACAUUCACGCCUGGUAUUACGUAGGCUUACUUACUGUAGACGUUCCACAGAUAUUACCUAGAUCUAAGGCAUGUAUAGUUUUCGACGCCAUCCUUCCAUUGCCUGGGGUCUACUCAUUCACAUACAAAGAUAUCAACAUUACGCCUACCAAAAGCCUAUCUAUUACUCCAUGCAUUCAACAUAUGAUUUCGGUGGAGUAAUGAUAAAAUAAACAACGUUUUCAAUAAAAUAACGUUUGCACU
Molecule: messenger RNA, 3621 nt
Organism: Babesia bovis T2Bo
Lineage: Eukaryota; Apicomplexa; Aconoidasida; Piroplasmida; Babesiidae
Product: ER-Golgi trafficking TRAPP I complex 85 kDa subunit family protein
Exons: 1
Coding region: 43-3579 (1178 amino acids)
Biological process (GO): protein localization to phagophore assembly site; endoplasmic reticulum to Golgi vesicle-mediated transport
Cellular component (GO): cytoplasmic vesicle; TRAPPIII protein complex; phagophore assembly site
Source: RefSeq, a predicted model, not a curated record